AUGGCACACCGGCUCCGUUUGGACUUUGCGUCAAGGAGAAGCCACACCGACCCUCUGUCAGAGUGCCUCAGCAGCCAUGGUGAGGAGAGUGGAGUUAUUUUGUCAGCUGAUAGCCUCGCAGAGAGUCUGGCGCACAGUUCUCUACACUUCAAGGUGACUCCGCCGUCACCUGACUAUGGAAAUUUACAACGGUAUUCUUCGGUAUUGAUUCCGAGGGUUAACGCAAAAGGAUGUAGUCAAAGAAGCGUCGUGCAGAUAUCACUACAGCCCUGCGGCACGCUCAGCGGGGACCUGGAUUGCACCGUAGGGGAAGGAGAUCCCGCGAGUAGUGAAACGGGAGCAAUUGCCAGCUCUGAUGGGGGUUCGUGUAGCAGCAGUAUGGCCAGCGAUGCCGGAUACUGGAGUAGCAACAGUAUCUUUGAGCCAGAGACUCCAGAAAAACACAGGACCACUCAAGAGAAGAGUGUUCUCUGCUGCAAGUCCAAAGUUCCCUUGAGACGUUGUUCCUCCUUGGUUAUUUUCCCCAAAAGCCCCUGCAGCACGCCACCCCCAUCUCCGGUAAACCCAAUCGCUCUUCCUGCUUUCUUUGGAACGAGAGCUCCUCUCCAGACACUUGCCGCUGAUUCCUCACGGGAUGAAGAGGAAAUGACUUGUAAAGAGUCGGCCACAUCUACAAGUAGCCAACAUUGUCUCAAGGAAGACCCUGCACCUGAAUGUCGGGACACCAAACAUAUGGUCCACUUUAAUAUUCCUCUCCAAGACAAACCUAAAUGCAAAGUGGAGGGCGGGAACGAUGUGAUGGAGCAGUCACCGUCGAACGAUAAAUCUCAUCAUUGCUCAAGAAGCGUUCUGCUACACUUUGCUCAUCAAAGACCAUCAUUGUGUGGAGUCAAAGCCGAAUGUCCCGAUGCUCCCUCCUUCCUUGCGGAGCCUGAGACUCCACGCGACCCCAAGAAAAAACUGUACCGUAGUACCUCAGCUUGUUUGUUCUCCUCGGUGAAACCGUCAGAGGAAAAACUCUUCGCAAAAGGACACGAAAGGUUGGAGAAACUCAAUUGUCAUCGCGCCAUACAACGGAGCUUUUCCCUGGAGGUGCCCUAUGCAAACACAGGCAUUUCAUGUCACGUUUCAAACACCAAACUCGGUAGUACGUGCUCGCCACACGUACAUAUUCAUCUGUCUCCGUGCUGUCCGACGACGUUGCCGAGCUUACCUAACGAUGCAGACGCAAGCUGCAAAGGAAGCACUACCGGAAAGAACUUAGGUCAAAGUGCUGAGACACGUGAUGACUUUCUGGGACAGGUGGAUAUUCCUCUCAGUCAGAUACCAACAAAUAAUUCAUCUCAUGAAAGGCCAUAUACAUUCAAGGAUUUUCUGCUUCAUCCCAGAAGUCACAAGUCCAGAGUUAAGGGCCAUCUGCGACUCAAAAUGACAUACAUGCCGAGAAACUCUGAUUCGGCCGAAGAACCAACCGAUCAGAAUGACAACACAGAUCCUCCAUGGGAGUUUUUGGAAUCUCAGGACAUGUCAGGCCCCAUGCAGAGUGAGCAGACACCUGUUCUGCCGCCUGGCUGGGAGGAGCGUCAGGAUAACCUGGGAAGAACCUUCUAUGUCCACCACGAGAGCAGGACCACACAGUGGAGGCCACCAGCCUUACAUGACAAUAAUGCAGACACAAGGCGACAAAACACUGCAAGACAGAGGGCGCAGAAUUAUAUUACACGCAGACAGAUCUCAGACCCUGAUGAGACCACUGCACAAGAUGAGGAAUGGGAGGUUUUUCGAGAAGAUGAUAUCAAUUUGAGCCAGUCCAACCAGGUCACAUUGCCUCCACCUCCGAAUCCCCCGGAGGUACAGAUGUUGGUCGAGGAGCUGAGAAACGUUUAUAGUCAAGGGGGCACAACUCGUGAGCACCAGGUGGAUCAUGCAUGUAAUUCGAGCCAUUCCGUUCGCACAAGAACUUUUCACUUGUCAACAUCAGAGGAGCAUCCUGUUAAUUCAGUGCCGGUUCAGACCUCUGCGGCGCUGCCUUCAGGAUGGGAGGAGAAGAGGGACAGUAAAGGAAGACGCUAUUAUAUCAACCACAAUACCCGAACCACCUCAUGGAUACGACCCACCUUGCAUAGAACCAACUCAACCCCUGCGGCUUCACGAAAUAGUGCUGGUAUACCAUCCUUCCAGUCUGCGACCCUUCAACCAUCUCCCCAGUACACUCCCAGCCCGGAAGCUGCAUCUGAAUCAGGCUCCAUGCCGGCUGGUUGGGAAGCCCGCAGUGCUCCCAAUGGAAGACCCUUUUUCAUUGACCACAACACAAAGACGACUACCUGGAAAGAUCCCAGGCUUACGACUCCUGUUCAUGUGAGAAGGAGAGCAUCACUUGAUCCUUCUGAUCUUGGCCCAUUGCCACCUGGUUGGGAGGAGAGAGUCCACACGGACGGGAGGAUAUUCUACAUUGAUCACAACACGAAGAUCACACAGUGGGAUGAUCCUAGAUUACAAACCUCAGCAAUAACUGGACCGGCAGUGCCUUAUUCCAGAGAUUAUAAACAAAAAUAUGACUACUUCCGCAAGAAGCUGGAGAAACCAGUCAACAUACCAAAUAAAUUUAGCAUAAAGGUAAGACGAAACGCAGUGCUGGAGGACUCGUACCGGCAAAUCCUCGUCGUGAAGCGGGCGGACUUGUUGAAAGCAAAGCUGUGGGUGGAGUUUGAGGGAGAAAAGGGUUUGGACUACGGAGGCUUGGCCCGGGAGUGGUUCUUCCUCAUGUCGAAGGAGAUGUUCAACCCCUACUACGGACUCUUUGAAUAUUCUGCAACGGACAACUAUACACUGCAGAUUAAUCCCAACUCGGGUCUGUGUAAUGAGGACCACCUGACUUAUUUCAAGUGCAUUGGCCGUGUAGCAGGCAUGGCAGUCUGGCAUGGAAAACUGCUUGAUGCUUUCUUCAUUCGGCCUUUCUACAAGAUGAUGCUGCAGAAAUCCAUCACUCUGCAGGACAUGGAGUCUGUCGAUGGUGAAUAUUUUAAUUCGCUCAAAUGGAUUUUGGAGAAUGAUCCAACUGACCUGGACUUGAUGUUCACCAUUGAUGAGGAACUCUUUGGACAGACUCACCAGCACGAGCUGAAGCCCAAUGGCGCGGAGAUUGUCGUCACUAAUGAAAACAAGAAGGAAUACAUCCAUCUUGUGAUGCAGUGGCGCUUUGUAAACCGAAUACAGAAGCAGAUGACCGCCUUCAAGGAUGGAUUCUUUGAGUUGAUCCCUCAAGAUGUGAUCAAGAUCUUUGACGAGAACGAGCUUGAGUUGCUAAUGUGUGGUCUGGGGGAUGUGGACGUGAACGACUGGAGACAGAACACCAAGUACAAGAGUGGCUACAACGCCGACCACGUAGUUAUCCACUGGUUCUGGAAAGCAGUACUGCUGAUGGAUGCCGAAAAAAGAAUUCGUCUCUUGCAGUUUGUGACGGGAACCUCCCGAGUCCCAAUGAACGGUUUUGCAGAACUCUAUGGCUCUAAUGGGCCACAGCGGUUCACCAUUGAGCUGUGGGGAACCCGUGACAAACUGCCCCGAGCACACACAUGCUUUAACCGCCUGGAUCUUCCACCUUACGAGUCCUUCGAAGAACUGAGGGAGAAACUUAACAUCGCCAUUGAGAAUGCACAAGGCUUUGAAAUCGAUUAGACACAUUCAAUGACGCUAAGUGAGAACCCAUGCGGCGCCAAAUGUUGUGAAGUUCCAAACCACAGCCGGCGGCCGAAGACGCUUGAAGGACCGACAACUCAACAAAUGUUUGGAGUGACAGGUGUUAUAUCUCUACUAGUCUUCUGAAGUUUACACAUCAGAGUCUUUUUGUCUCAAGUGAAAUGACAAACACUAACCAUGAGACCACAGCCAUAUUUUUAGAGCUUUUCAGGGCGUCUCUGGAUUCACUUUGAUAUAACCUGACAUCAUUUCAUGCCUUUGUUUUCACAUCACUUUUUUUAUUUCAUUUUUUUUAUAAAUAUAUAGUUGUCCUACUUUAUUCUCGUAAAGUAAGGUCAUGUACAGAGUAAAGGGUUGUGUAAAUAAUACAAGCAUCUUGGGUCCAGGUGUGGAAUCAUUGCCCACUUCUAAUGGUAAUUUAAAAAAAAAAAAAAAUUUUAACGUAGAAGUAGUUUUUAACGUCAUCCUUUCUUUUGCUCUUACCUCUAAUAAAUACCCCAUAAAUAAUAAUUUAAUUAAAUGAUGGUAAUAAAAAAGAUGUGAUUUUUAACCUCAACCUUUCUUUUGCUCUUAACUCUAAUGAAUUCCCCAUAAAUAAUAAAUAAAAUAAUGAAAUAAUUAAUUAAAUGAUGGUAAUUAAAAAAAGAUGUCGUUUUUAACCUCAACCUUUCUUUUUUAAAACUCCAUCCUCUUGAUCCUUUGCUCUUACCUCUUAUGAAUGAAUUGCCCAGUCAUCCACAGUGAUGCCUUGAGAUACCAUUUUAAUUCAUUCAGUGACCAUGCUUGUAAGUGUUCACAUCCCAAAUCAUCUUUACACCUCAAAAUAAAUGCCAUUAAUUUAAAAAAAAAACACACCACCAGACCCUUCCCCAAAAUAUUGGAAUGUAUUUUUUUAAUGAAAAAAAUACAAUACAAAUAGCACUCUGUAAUAUUGCACUUCAUAAAAAUGGGUACAUAAAAACAUAAUUAAAUAUAAUGUAUAAGAUUUAGUACAAGACUUGAAUAUAAGAAUGAAACCGUUUUUGUCACACUUGGCUCCAAUUCAAUGGAUUUUUGUGCUGCUCCUUCUGGUGUUCAUGCUUUGGCCACCUAGAGGCAGUACAGACCAAAUAGAUUUUUAUAUUACCUAUUCACAUGAAUUGUUUCACAUGUUUAAAAUGUCAAAUAUUAAUUCCUUGAAUGGUUCUGACACGUCACAUCCAUUGAUGGUAUUGAUUAGCCCAUCAGUGGCGUUUCACAUUAUAUGUUAGCAUUAAGCUAGCAAACUUAAAGGCAGUUGUGUGGCUGCUGUCAAUACACAAUUGUUUUAUGUUUAGCUUCAAUUUAAAAUGGCCAUUUUUUAAAUUUCAUUUUAAAUCAGCUGAAUGACAGUUGGUAUUUCAACAAACCCAUCAGUCUUGUAACUCAUAUCCCAAGUCAUCACUGUAUUCUUAAAUCAAAAUCUACUCUGACAUUGAAGUCUUUUUGCCUUUAAAAAAGAAAUAACCUACAAUUUAAAAAGAUGUAUCUAUUAACUAACACAAUUUUAAAUUGUUUCUAUUAAGUUGUAUACAUGCUUUUACAUGAUUCAUUCCAGUAUAUUAGACACACCGAGGUGGAGAGUGUAUGCGCCUUAAAUACAGAAAAUGUGCGGGUUAUGUGCAAGUAAGCCAAGUAUAUGUAUAGUAUAAGGGGCUUAAAACGUACCAAUGCCAGGACCAGUUUAAUGCUUGACUAAUUCUCUUGUCUGCGUACAGAUGCAAAGAGCUUUGAGUAUGUUACCAUACUAUGCAUCGUAUACAAACUCCUACAAAAUGAUGAAGCUUUUACUAUGGCACUCAAGGUGAAUAAAAACAGUUGUUGGUGGUCAGCUAUGUACCUUUAAAAUGACGCUUUACGCAAAUUUUCGUAUCUUAUACGAUUACGUCUACUGUACGUGUGUACAAGAAACAAAGAACGUUACGACACGUGACUGAAUCAUUUAUCAGGAGUCUAAUUGCGGCGGUCAACUCAAAACGAUGUUUAUAUGCUUUGACAAACUGUGUUCUAUACUUACGCUGUUUAUUCAAGAUGGUCUUGUCAUACCGUGGUAUAAGUAGUACGUUUUUUUAAACAAUGUUUUAUUGUUCUCGUCACGGACAACAAAGCUAUACGACGCUUUUAUAAAGUUCCGCACUUUGUUCGUAUCAACGAGUCUUACUUCUGAACUGCCACCUGCACACUUCUUAAAAUGAUCCUCUGCUUCAAGUGCACCCGUUGAAAUGUUUACAUGUGAACAUUGCUGAAAUGAAGCACAUUCUCUUCUUUCUCUCUCGUAUUGAAAAUGACAUAUCGCCUAUUUUUGUCAUCGAUAUACAUAAUGUUCUAAUCCUGAAAAGUACUGUUAAAUGUGCCUUUUUUUGUUGAGAUAAUACCACGUAGAUUAACGUUUUCUUUCAAACGUCACCUGUAAGUGCAUUAUAGCAAACAUUCAUGCUACAUAAUGUAUAUGAAAACACUUUAAAGCAUGGAAUGAAAUGUAGCUUUGAAAAUUGCUGAUAGCACAGCAAACAAAGAGAUAUAUUUGACUAAUAAAGAAACGUGAAAACAA
Messenger RNA from Syngnathus typhle (broad-nosed pipefish), 6268 nucleotides. It is a transcript of the gene nedd4a, whose product is annotated as NEDD4 E3 ubiquitin protein ligase a. The coding region runs from base 1 to 3678 and encodes 1225 amino acids. Gene Ontology annotation, molecular function: sodium channel inhibitor activity; protein binding; ubiquitin protein ligase activity. NCBI's taxonomy places the organism in Eukaryota, Metazoa, Chordata, Actinopteri, Syngnathiformes, Syngnathidae. The transcript is spliced from 25 exons. Gene Ontology annotation, biological process: receptor catabolic process; regulation of dendrite morphogenesis; receptor internalization. The record is from RefSeq and is a predicted model, not a curated record.